Molecule: messenger RNA, 1010 nt
Organism: Tricharina praecox
Lineage: Eukaryota; Fungi; Ascomycota; Pezizomycetes; Pezizales; Pyronemataceae
Exons: 2
Coding region: 314-925 (203 amino acids)
Source: RefSeq, a predicted model, not a curated record
GAUGAUUCGCGAAAAACUGCUUCCUGCUGCUGCUGCUUUACCGACGAUGGAUGCCUCCCUCGCUUCCAGUCGCUUCAAUGCAUGCAAAAAAAAGCAAAAAAGCAAAAAAAUAAAAAGGAAGCGUGAGUACCAUACUCUACUCCUAGUGCAGCAGCAGCAGUCAGCAGCAGCAGUCAGCAGCGGCCCCACGAUGCAGACAGGUAUUAAGAUGUCCCCUAUCCAAGGAGGCCAACAGCAACGACAGCACGCGUCGGGUUAAAUCCAAACACUUCCCCGAGCUUGCGCCCACUCCUGUUGAUUUGCCCGUCCGUUGAUGGUGAAGGAAGGGGAGCGCGUGCUUUCCUGCCUGCUGGAGUUGGGCUGCCCAUGCGACCAUGCGACAUGCGACAUGCGACACUGUACCGGAAGGCGCCGGUGUUUGUUCGGUGGGUCGGGCGUUCGUUCGGUCGUUCGUUUGGUCGUUCUUUCAGGUGCGAUGGGUGCGAUGAGGGUUUCGAAGAUACGCAUGGAGGAGGAGGAGGAGGAGGAAAGUGGUCUCAUGCUUCGCGCUGCCGUCUACUCCGUGACUUGUGCGAGUACAUACGACGGUGGCUACGUCCUCGGCGAUGGUAAACUUCACGGCAUUGCACCCUCCCCAUCAUGUGGCUGUCGUCAGCGCUUCGCCGCUCGGGGCACCUCGAUGCACGGCCACGGCAGGGAUGCAGAGACGAGGGGAAGCAGCAACCGGAGUGGGUGCAUGUGGUGGUGGUGGCGGUGGUGGUGCGUUGGCUGGCUGGCUGGCCGGCGAUGGCCAUGUACCAUACCUACUCUACGGUACUCUACAUGUUCUACUCUACGGGGUGGGCAGCGGAGACGGGCGAUGGGCGGUCAGUCAGUCGGUCAGUACAUGGUUGGUCUCACGGUCAGAUCACCGAAAAUAAAAUAAAAAGGCCGGCAGAUUUUUAAUCUCUUCUCUUCCAACGGAACCAACGGGGAGGGGGGAGGGGGGCGCACCACUCGCUUCGGACAUC